Effrenium voratum is the source of this 790-nucleotide messenger RNA. The record is from the annotation of a GenBank genome assembly. Lineage: Eukaryota; Dinophyceae; Suessiales; Symbiodiniaceae.
CCCUCGCUAGGCCAGGUGCAACCUGCAAAUGACGCGCAGUUAGCGAACUCCUGGCUGGCCCUGAGAUGUUCAGUGACACAUCUCAGGGGUGGCUGGAUGUUAAACCGUACGUCUGCUAGACCAGCGGAUGAGCUAUGAGCGAAACAGCGACCUCCAGGGGAUGUCUUCUUGGCAGUGAAGGUCUUGCAGAGAGCGCUUUUCAACUGGACUCAGGAGCGUGAGCUGGCUCAGAUGGCGCCUCCGCCCGCCGCGCCGGCGAUGCCGAUGAACGCGGCCAACUUGCUGAACCAGACGCAGGUCAGCAAAAGGAUCCUCAACAACAUGCAGAAGGAGAUGCGAGUCGAGUGCCCGGAGCUGGCGGGGCUCAUCAGCCUGCUGGUCCACAUGCUGAUCCGCAACAAGGAUUGGGCCACUGUGAUAGCCACCGUGGACCAAAUCUUCGAGAACAAGGAGAUGAUGAAGAACCUGUCGCAGGGGGACAAGGACACGCUGAAGCUGCGCAAGGCUGUGGCCUCCCACAAGUUGGAGUUCAAGAAGCCCUUCUCCUCCAGUCUAGUGUUCGAGGAGGUCCAGGCCAACUUUCAGGCUGCCCACCCUGGCUACCACAGCAAGCGCGUAGCGGCACGAGGGCUUCGGCACCUGGAAUUUCUGCAGCAGCAGGCGGAAGCGGUGGAGCGCAAGGAUCCUCGGCCUCUGAGAGGGCUGGCACGCCUGCGUGCAAUGGACGCAUGAUAGCCAGCAAGUUUGAAAGGGAAUGACCUAUGUGGAUGGCCUUUUUUGGUGGUCUCAA